Messenger RNA from Camelina sativa (false flax), 384 nucleotides. The record is from RefSeq and is a predicted model, not a curated record. Lineage: Eukaryota; Viridiplantae; Streptophyta; Magnoliopsida; Brassicales; Brassicaceae.
UGUGAGUGCAAUGGACUCCCUGAAGUGGCGGAGUACUGGAAGCAAGUCAUCAAGAUCAAUGACUACCAGAAGAGCAGGUUCGUGAACCGUGUUGUUUCCUCCAUGUUCAACUCUGUAUCGAACAAGAAGAUUGCGGUUCUUGGUUUUGCGUUCAAGAAAGAUACUGGUGACACGAGGGAGACUCCAGCCAUUGAUGUGUGCAAGGGUCUUUUAGAAGACAAAGCAAGGUUAAGCAUCUACGACCCGCAGGUGACUGAGGAGCAGAUCCAGAGGGAUUUAUCCAUGAACAAGUUUGACUGGGACCAUCCUCUUCAUUUGCAGCCAAUGAGCCCAACCACAGUGAAACAAGUGAGCGUUACUUGGGACGCAUACGAGGCAACCAAA